CUCUCCCUCAACGCAAGUUUGAGGUAAACCGGAGCAGAGUGAGACAUCUGUCUAACUUAGGAUCUUUGCGGCGCAGCGCUCCGCCCCCUCAGUUCCGCCCGGAAGGGAAAUGACGCAGGCGCAGAAAAUGGCGUCGCUGGAGCCCGAGUGCUGCUGGGGUUUGUUAGCCGUUUAAUUCAGAGCCGAGUGCGGGCGCGCUCUUCGUCUGGCCGCCGGACGAUCACUGACAUGGCACAGCGCCGCUGCCGCCCGCUUUCCUGAUCCCGGCAUCGAACCCGCAGCUUCAUGUCCGCAGGAGCCAGAGCUGCCUGGUCGAAGAGGGGCUGUGGGGAUUCGCACCGCCGAGAACCAGGGAAACAUAAACACAGGAAAUGCGAGCGGCCCCUUAGCUCUCAGCCAUCAAAGCCUGUGAUUGUUCGCCCGGGCUCCAAAAGGUGUGUUAUGUCGGGGGCGGAUGUGGAGGUGUACCUGUCCCAGGUGCACGAUGGGAGCGUGUCGUCCGGCUUCCGGGCGCUGUACGAGGAGCGUUUGCUGCUGGACGUCACGCUGUUGAUAGAGGAGCAUCACUUCCAGGCCCACAAGGCGCUUCUGGCCACACAGAGCGACUAUUUCCGGGUGAUGUUCACAGCAGACAUGAGGGAGAGGGACCAGGACAAGAUCCACAUGAAGGGGCUGACGGCCGCUGGGUUCGGCCACAUCCUCCGAUUCAUGUAUUACGGCUCGCUGGAGCUCAGCAUGCCCACUGUCCAAGAAAUCCUGCAGGCGGCCAUGUACGUCCAGCUGACGGAGGCGGUGGAGUUCUGCUGCUCCUUCCUGUUGGCCAAGAUCUGUCUGGAGAACUGUGCCGAGGUCAUGCGGCUUCUGGAGGACUUCAGCGUAGGCGUGGAGGGCGUCCAGGAGCAGCUAGACAACUUCCUACUUGACAACUUUGUCCCCCUCAUGAGCCGACCCGACUUCCUGUCCUACCUCAGCCUCGAGAGACUGCAGGCGUACCUGAACAGCGACGCUCUGAGCCGCUUCCCAGAAAUCGAGCUGUACGAAGCGGUUCAGGCGUGGCUGCGACACGACCGGCGGCGCUGGAGGCACACGGACACCAUCGUGCAGUCCAUCCGCUUCUGUCUCAUGACGCCUGCCAACAUCUUUGAGAAGGUGAAGACGUCAGAGUUUUACCGUUACUCCCGACAGCUGAGGCAGGAGGUGGACCAGGCGCUCAGCUACUUCCAUGAUGUCAACCAGCAACCUCUGGUGGAGACGCGCUCCAACCGCAUCCGCUCCGUCCGCCCGCAGACCGCCGUCUUCAGGGGGAUGAUCGGCCACAGUAUGGUCAACAGCAAGAUUUUGCUGCUGCAACGCCCAAAGGUGUGGUGGGAGCUCGAGGGACCUCAGGUGCCGUUACGACCGGACUGCCUGGCUAUCGUCAACAACUUUGCCUUCCUGUUGGGCGGAGAGGAGUUGGGGCCCGACGGAGAGUUUCACGCUUCCUCCAAAGUCUAUCGCUACGACCCUCGACAGAACUCCUGGCUACGCAUGGCGGACAUGUCUGUGCCCAGGUCAGAGUUUGCCGUUGGCGUCAUUGGAAAGUUUAUUUAUGCUGUGGCGGGCCGCACACGAGACGAGACCUUCUACUCCACAGAGCGCUACGACAUCACAGAGGACCGCUGGGAGUUUGUGGACCCGUACCCUGUGAACAAGUACGGUCACGAGGGAACGGUUCUGAACGGGAAACUGUACAUCACUGGAGGAAUCACCUCCUCCUCCACCUCCAAACAGGUGUGUGUGUUCGAUCCAGGGCGGGAAGCAGGGGGUGGGGGAGGAGGAGGAGGCAGCUCGGGGGGCUCGGACGCACACAGGACACGCACUGGCCGAGGCCCGCUGCUGCCCGGCACUCAGGCCAGCUGCUGGGAGAACAAAUCCAAAAUGAACUACGCCCGUUGCUUCCACAAGAUGAUCUCUCACAACGGGAAGCUGUACGUGUUUGGUGGGGUGUGCGUGAUCCUGCGGGCUUCCUUCGAGUCGCAGGGCUGCCCGUCCACCGAGGUGUACGACCCAGACACCGACGAGUGGACCAUCCUCGCCUCCAUGCCCAUAGGGCGCAGCGGCCACGGGGUGGCGGUAUUGGACAGGCAGAUCAUGGUCCUUGGUGGCCUGUGUUACAACGGCCACUACAGUGACUCCAUCCUCACCUUCGACCCUGACGAAAACAAGUGGAAGGAGGAUGAGUAUCCCAGGAUGCCUUGCAAACUGGACGGUCUGCAGGUGUGCAGUCUGCAUUUCCCAGAGUAUGUGCUCGAGCACGUCAGACGCUGCAGCUGAGGUCUGCUCCACAAUAAGCCUCCUUUUAUAGAAACGAGAUGCACUGAUCGACGACUGCAGUCUCCCGCUGGGAGGUCGGGUUUUUACAGGCGGGAGACUCAACUGACGUGCAGGCUUUUAAACUAGAGAUCAGCACUUACCCGGGGUAAGGAGCAGGUUGACUCCUCUUAAUGAAGGCAGUUGACGCUUGGCGUGGUGAGACGCCACAACAGUCAGCUGGAACAUUUUCAGAAUUAGCUUUCUCAGAAAAUUAAGGAAAACUAAUCGUGGGGAGAAAAAAAUGUUUCAUUCUGCUGGUUUAUGUUUGGACUGUGGUCAGUUUCCUGUUCUACUGCUCACCGACUGUAUCUAGGCUGUCGUGUCAGGCUCACUGCAGAAACGCACUGGAAGCGUCAGAAUCACUCAUUCACCAAGCAAACGUGAGUUUUCAUUUUAGUUUAUCAGCCAAACAAACCUGCUUCCAUCAACCGAUUCAAACUCAGACAUACAUCCUGUAUCUCUUUAAUCAAUUACGUCGCUAGUUAGCGAAAGCAAAGCACUGAUCGCGGCUAUUUCUAUCAAACAAUGUUGAAAUAAUAUAUAUAACAGCAUACAAUGAGGUAUAUAAACUAACUACAACACUAUAUGCGGUAGUGUAGUUCCUUUUAGAGCCUGUUUCCAGAUAUAUGAAGCAGACUGUUGAGUUCCAGAUGCUGCCGAUGCUUCGCCACCAGCUGUACAAGUUCAGGUAAAUUCAGGUUUCGCUUCCAGUGCGUUCCAGCUUUUCAGCCCAAACUCUGCUCGUUACUUCCAGAUAUCCACGAUACUGUGCUCAUGUUCACACAACGUCUUUUCGCGCCCCCUCUCCUUCCUCUGUCUCGUCGUUUUCAGAGCAUUUGUGUGUGGAUGAGAGAGUGAGCUGAAAAAACCCAAAGCCACGUGGUACGCGAGGCCUCGUUCUUCAUUGGGUGAUGAUGGUGUCGCACUAGAACAGUGGAAGGGGCUCGUCUACCUGCUUCGAAAAGAUGGAUCUCUGUCUCAGAGCAGUCCGGUAUCCGUCGAAUCACCGGCAGAGCUUUACUUCCGGUCAUCUACAUUCCCUGCACUCACCCGGUUGGUUUGUGUGUCGAUGCACAGCGAACCGUCCUCGCAGCCCGAGUGUCACAGGACGCUGUGACGCUGGAGACGUUCAGCAGCAUCUGAAAUUAACUUUCUGGCUGACGUGUCUCUUCGGGAACUGAAAGUGUGUCCAUCAUAAAAUAUGCAGCUAGGUAAAAUAUUUGAGAAACUUCAGGCCUCAUGGAAGAACAUUUUGAUCAUAAACUAAAUGUUUGACCAACAGUCUGAAACCUAAAGACUUAAAUUUUCUGAUGACAUGACAAAGAACAGCAGAGUCUUGACUUUGACUUGAAGUGAACCGCCUUAAGUAGGUGACGUUACUCUGUGGAUGAUACUGGACGUAAAUCUGCGUAUCCAACAGCUUCUGGAAGUUUAAUCCAAGAAAUAAAGUUUGAUUUCCUUUUAGCUGUGGAGAAACUGCCUGUACAUGACAAGAAAAUUCUCCUCAGAACAAAGUAAGAACAAACGGUUCAUACGAGUCGUUCCUGCCUGAGGCCUGUCAUUUAUUUACCUGGAAACCUGGUCGAUACGUUUCAAGCUCUGUGGGUUUGAAUUCAACAACCACCACAACUCAGACCGUUAAUCACAUCUGCUAUUUCAGAACAAAAUACCCGCCAGCGGUUUCAGAGGAUCUUUUUCCACCAAAGCUUUUACCACCGUUCGGCCGUCAGCUGUUAAUUUCAGACACUGAAAUAAGGCCUUCAGUUCAAGUCACAUCAGAUGCAAAGAUCUUGUCGUCAAAGCUUUCACGUCCACGCAGCGCAGCGCCUUGAUCUCGCAGCAGAAGCCUGCUCCAUGAGCAACUCCACGUCUCGGACCUGGGCCUUUUAUGGAUAUUUAUUUUUAUUUUCAUGAGCCAACUGUGAAAAGGGCUAGAGCACAUGCUGAUGCAGCUCCGUCUGUCAGCCGCCUAUUUAUUUAUUUUCUAAGGUAUUGCUUUUCACCGAGCUAUGCAGUAACAGUAGUAGGUUUAUUUAUUAUUAUGAGAAUUUCAUUGUGAAUCGUGUUGUUUUCAAAUCGUACCUCGUGCUCUCUCCUCGUUUCAUCGUCUGUCUGUGGCUGACGAGUGGAAGCUGUGAGAGACGUCUUUCCUCCAUUGUGAACUGACCACAUCAGAAAUGUUCAGAAACCUAAUUAGGACACUACCGACUUCAGCAACUUUACCUUUUCCUGUAUGCAAAAAGUUACAUUCACAGGUUUUCAUCAUCUGUGAAACACCGACUUGUGUGUCGGUGGCAUGUUUUUCGAGGGAUCAGACUUCAGUAUCCUCCUGCUAUGAAAACACUCAUCUAUAAGUUCAUGAAUCUUUGUUCACACACAAACCUCGAGUCCUGAGCCGCUGCUGCUUUACAGUGUUGAUGCGAUGCUGCCUGGGUUCCUUGUCUUUUCCCCUGUGACGCCGCCUCAGCAGCGACACGUUGACACACGGCACUUCUCAUGUUUACGUUUUGGUGACUUGGGGGGGGAAAAAUACUUGAAAGGAAAAAAAGGUUUUGAGAAAUGCAGUUAACACAGUGCGGCUGCAGUGAAGGAUUUGAUUGUUGAAUCUGUAACCAGAAUCACUGCACUGUGGUUUAAUUCCUUCGUCCCUCCGGGUGCUCUGAAUGUGUUGCAUUCACAAUAAGAUGAGGUCUCUGUGACGUUUGUCCACAUUUUGACAACUGAUCAAACUGUGAAGGAAGUCGGACCUGAGAUCAUGUUCAAGAGGCGAGACACGUUUUGUGAGGUCACCGUGACCUUGACCUUUGACCUCCCAAAUUCCAAUCAGUUCACCUGUGUUUCUAAGUGAACGUUUAUAAGACAUUUGAAGAGAUUCCCUUAAAACAUUUGUGAGACGUCAUGUUCACAAUAAUGGGACAGAGAGACGGACAACCUGAAAACGUCCCACUGGCGUUGAGACAUUUCCUCGAGCCAAAGGCGACAGUUUCAAAUGUUGAGUUGAACAAAAUCUAAAUAUCUGUCAUUUACAAAAGCAGCGAAUCCUCACAUUUGACAAUUUAGAUCCAGCUAAUUUUAUUUAUUACUUGAAAAUGUCCGAAACAACUACUGGAUGAAACGUUCUCAUGGUUGCGUCCUCUGAACUGCACCGACUUGUCGUAUUGGAAACAUUUUUCCAUUUUAACUUAAUCAGCUGGUAAAAUAUCAAAGUAAAAGGGAAAUGAGAGAUUUUUGCCAUUGUACUACAUUUUCCACAACUUUCAAACAUUUUAAUAUACUUUAAAAUCCAGUCUCAAGUUGUUCUUCCCUCUUUUCACAUCUUUGCACUUUUUUUUACCUUUAGAAUAACUACAGGGGGAAUCACACGUUGAACGUACCCGUGCUCACACUGUCAGCGGCAGGUCUGGUUUAGGAAAUGAGCCUUUUAAAACGCCACGGCCUGUUUUCUCAUGUGUCACUGUAUCUGCUGUCAUAACCAUGAGCAUCACUCUACAAUCCGCUCCUCCUCCUCCUCCUCCUCCUCAUCGUCGCUGUGUGAAGAAGAAACAUGUAACCGUUAAAGUUCUGCUGUCCUGAGUUGAGGCACAUUCAGUCCUAGCGCAGCAUUCUUUAGUUCACCAGUCUUCAGUCCGUCAGUAGGAAAACAGAAUAGAGGAAUUUAAAAAAACACAUACCUUGCUACAAUGACUGUAUCCGAAAAAGAAAGUAAAAUCAGAUUAACAUAUCUUAUAAUCUGAGUAGAAACUCUUUGGAAACGAUUUGUAACUUUCCAGAAAUAAAUGUUCAUAUUGGUCAACUUUCA
This is a messenger RNA of Hippoglossus stenolepis (Pacific halibut), 6151 nucleotides long. RefSeq names its product kelch-like family member 15 (gene klhl15). The transcript has 10 exons. Gene Ontology annotation, biological process: protein ubiquitination; nuclear protein quality control by the ubiquitin-proteasome system. The record is from RefSeq and is a predicted model, not a curated record. Gene Ontology annotation, cellular component: Cul3-RING ubiquitin ligase complex; nucleus. Lineage: Eukaryota; Metazoa; Chordata; Actinopteri; Pleuronectiformes; Pleuronectidae. Bases 286 to 2313 code for a protein of 675 amino acids. Gene Ontology annotation, molecular function: protein binding.